AUGACGAGCCAGUACAAGCGAGAGCUCACGAGGUUCAUGUCGUUUAAAGACGGCGUCACGUACAGCAACGAUCGUGUCUUCACGACGGCUGAGCUUCUUCAAGUAACACCCGACCAUUUGUGCCGCUGGAUGCACAAGCAAGCGUACGGCGACCCCGAACCAGCCGAAGACAUGAAGCCAGUCCAUCGGCGCUCAAGUACUCUAGAAUUCACCAAGAAAGCACUUUCUUCAUUUAUGCCGCGGGUACAUACGUCCUGGGAUCCUGUGACCGAGCGAGGGAACCCCACUCGCUCUGACGCUGUGAACAAACUGAUAAAGAAGGUGAAAAAGUUUGAAGUUCGCCGAGAGGGGGCGGAUUCUCAAGCUCGCCGCGCUGUGGAAUUUAAUGAGUUCCUUAACCUGCUACAACUCAUUCGAGCACAAUGGAAAUCCGAUGUAUCAGCCUACAUGGUGAGCAGCAUGCUGACACUCCAGUGGCAUAUUUGCGCUAGGAUUGACGACAUGAUGAAACUGCAGUUUAGCAACUUCUCGCCAAACACGCAGUACCCUUCUACUUUACUCCUGCAGAUGUGA
Messenger RNA from Phytophthora nicotianae INRA-310, 573 nucleotides. RefSeq lists its product as hypothetical. The coding region runs from base 1 to 573 and encodes 190 amino acids. The transcript has a single exon. NCBI's taxonomy places the organism in Eukaryota, Oomycota, Peronosporomycetes, Peronosporales, Peronosporaceae. The record is from RefSeq and is a predicted model, not a curated record.